Messenger RNA from Solea senegalensis (Senegalese sole), 3254 nucleotides. RefSeq names its product FERM domain-containing protein 4B-like. The coding region runs from base 229 to 3186 and encodes 985 amino acids. The transcript has 25 exons. NCBI's taxonomy places the organism in Eukaryota, Metazoa, Chordata, Actinopteri, Pleuronectiformes, Soleidae. Gene Ontology annotation, biological process: establishment of epithelial cell polarity. The record is from RefSeq and is a predicted model, not a curated record. Gene Ontology annotation, cellular component: cytoskeleton; bicellular tight junction; adherens junction.
GGCGUGGUGAGCGAAGGCGAGUGUGUGCUGUGUGAGCUACAGUAGUACCGGAGGAUGAGCAUGGACAGCGGCUCCUCUCCUCCUCCUCCUCUUCCUCCUCCCUGUCAAAAGCAGCCGGGGAGAAAGCUGAAGACGUUCUGCCUCAUCAUUGACACCUGGAGCUGGGAAUAAAGCGAGCAGCGUGUGAAGCCUGUCGUGCCUACCCGACCCACGUUGCCUCAAGCAGAGAUGAGACAGAUGACGGAGGGCAAACUUUGCCAAGUACAGCUGCUGGAUGACAGGAAGCUCGAGCUGCUGGUUCAGCCGAAGCUCCUGUCCUACGAACUCCUCGACUUGGUGUCCUCCCACUUCAACCUUAAAGAGAAGGAGUUCUUUGGACUCGCAUUUUUUGAUGACAAUGGUCAGCGUAAGUGGCUGCAGAUGGACCGCAGGGUUCUCGAUCAUGACUUUUCGAAGAAGUCCACGCCCAUUGCCCUCGUCUUCUUGGUCAGAUUCUAUGUCGAAAACAUAACGCAGCUUAAGGACAUCAUCACGGUGGAGUUAUUUUUCCUGAAUGCAAAAGCUGCUGUCUACAAUGGGAUUAUUGAAGUGGAAAGUGAAAAUGUCUUCAAAUUAGCCGCGAAUGCUCUGCAGGAGGCGAAGGGCGAUUACACAAGUGAUGAAAACACUCGAACGGAACUGAAGAAACUUCCAACUCUUCCCACCAAAGUACUCAAGGAACACCCGUCACUUGCAUACUGUGAGGAUCGAGUCAUUGAAUAUUACAAACUGCUGAAAGGGGUUUCCCGUGGACAAGCCAUCGUGCAGUACUUGACGUUAGUGGAGUCGCUGCCCACGUACGGCGUGCACUAUUAUGAAGUGAAGGAUAAACAAGGGAUCCCGUGGUGGCUUGGAAUCAGCUAUAAGGGCAUUGGCCAGUAUGACCUGCAGGAUAAAUUAAAACCUCGAAAGCUAUACCAGUGGAAGCAGCUUGAAAACUUGUACUUCCGAGAGAAGAAAUUUGCUGUAGAAGUCAAUGAUCCACACAGGAGAGCAGUAACCAAGCGCACGUUUGGGCAGACGGGCCUGCUCAUCCACACGUGGUAUGCCAGCCACUCUCUGAUUAAAACCAUCUGGGUCAUGGCUAUCAGCCAGCACCAGUUCUACCUGGAUAGAAAGCAGAGCAAAGGUAAAUUGGGAACAGCAAGGAGCUUGGAAGAAAUCGCCAUGGAUCUCUCAGACCACGAAGGAGGAAAAAUAAACAGACUGGGAGACACAAGCCUGAAGAAUAACCUCAUAACAGCCAGCAAUGGGAGCCUGGUAUCUACAGGUUCUGCUGACUCUGAAAUGAGUGAGGAACAGAAGAAAGAGAAACUCGCUGAGCUGAGAAAAAAAGAGCAGGAGAUCCAGGAUAUCUUGGCCAAGAAAACAAAAGAAUUGAAAAAGAUCUGUCUGAGAGAGGCGGAGAUCACGGGCAAGUUGCCAAAGGAGUAUCCCCUCUCCUCAGGUGAAAGACCGCCACAGGUCAGACGGCGAGUUGGCACCGCUUUCAAACUAGACGACCUCUUCCCCUACAAUGAGGACCCUUUCCUCAGGAACCUGGAGAGCAGAUUUGCUCUGCAGCAGAAGAUCGUGGAAGCAGCAAAGAAGCUCGCAAACGAGUCAGAAUUAUGCAAAACAGUCAAGAAGAAGAGGAGAAGAAACUGCCUGGAUGCCAUGCACAAACUCCAACAGAUUGAGGACGAGAUGAACCAGUACAGAAUCAAGAAGGGAAAGAAGCCCACGCAGCGGGCCUCAGUAAUCAUCGCAGAUGAACUUGUCCGUUCAGACUGUAGCUCACUGUCUAGUCUCCCACUGGAUGAUGAUGACUCAGACGGCGUCAGCCAGAGGCCACGGUCACGGUCGGUCCAAGGUUCUCCACAGCUCAGUCCGAUGCGAUCACUGGGGGCAGAAUAUGAUCUGGAGAGACAGGGAUCUCCGAGGGAAAAUUACACCAAGAACCACAGCAGAUUAGCUUUUGAAGGCCAGGAGGGCUCCCACCACUACCACAAUCCCAGAGAAGUCUCUUCUGCCCACAGUAGUCCCUAUAAAACCCUUCCCAGACCUCCUAGAGAUCCACGCAGCAUGCCUCCCACCCCGGCUAUGACCCGCAAUGCCUACAGCAGCAGCCAGCUCAGGUCAGAGGGGUCACCUCACUGCUUCAGGCAUCGCAGCGGAAGUCUUGAGUCACAGCCGCGGCUCAGAAAAGACACAGAUUCAGAGAAGCCCGUGUUCAUCCUGUCACAUGCCCACCGCAGCAACAGUACAGAGAUGUUGGAGGACUGCUCCUCUUACACCAGCCAGUCCAGUCUGGACUACGGCGGAGCAGCCAACUCCCACUACAGUACACUGGACUCCCGCACCUCAACCUUGCAUCGCCUCCACAGAAAGGUGGACGUGUAUGGAAAUACUGGGAGCAUGCCCAACCUGGUCCAGCACCAUUCUGGUUGCAGUUAUUCAUGUGACACCUCUGCACACUACACACCCAGUGCCUACUAUGUCACUGACUAUCCCUGCUCAGACAUGGAGCCUUUUACUAAUGGCGGCUUCAUGUAUGAGAACGAAGUCGAAGGCCACUACAACGUCAACCCUUCCUACCAAGUUAAUGGCUAUCACGGACAUGACAGAUUCAGACAUUACGGUAGUGACCGGGCAGACGGACUUUCCCAGAAUCCCUAUGCGACGGUGAGGCCGCCGCGAAACAGGGAAGGGCCCAGAAAUGAGCUCUUGGCCAAGAACAUGCAGAAGGCCCUGGUGGCGGAGCAUCUGAAAGGCUGGUACCACCGCAGCAGGGGCGGAGGGAGAGGGAUGCUGGCCGGGUAUGACUUUGACAGCGGCUCUCAGCUCAGUCUGGGCUACCAGACCAUGCCAGCGGGCUUUAGCCACUCCAGUAGGACCACCUCUUUCUCCUCAGUGUCCUCUGCAGACAGCGCAGGGAACUGGCGCAACCAGCUGGUAGUUGGCCUGACGGAGUACGACGCACCCGUCACACCUCAGCACCCUGGAGCUCAUGCGUCCCCGUACAACAACCGCAGUCCCUCACACAGCAGAUUUUCUCCAGAGAACAAAGUGUCUGACACUGAGCCUAAAAAUUCUGAGUCAGUUGAGGUGGUUGGUGCUGAAGCCACUAGUACAGACGAACCUUCAGACAACCAUUCUAGCACUUAAGGAUUUCAUCUGGAUGGAAGCUACAUGAGCAUCCGCUGAAAAGGACCAAAUCAAAUUUUGGCACAAAG